Molecule: messenger RNA, 1698 nt
Organism: Coniosporium apollinis CBS 100218
Lineage: Eukaryota; Fungi; Ascomycota; Dothideomycetes
Product: ubiquitin thiolesterase
Exons: 1
Coding region: 1-1698 (565 amino acids)
Biological process (GO): spliceosomal complex assembly; mRNA processing; protein deubiquitination
Molecular function (GO): zinc ion binding; cysteine-type deubiquitinase activity
Source: RefSeq, a predicted model, not a curated record
AUGCCUAAGAGACCAGCCGAGGAGCCGCUAGAGGACUUCGUCGCAGCUGACUCACCGGCCUCGAAGCGCGCGCGCGUUGAAGAUGUACCAGAUGAGCCGCAGAAGAAUGGCGUCCCUACAGCAAACGGGCACCUCAUGACCCCUCGAUCACAGGAGGAAGACCAAAUCGACACCCUCGGCGCGGCAGAGCAAAGGCACGAGGAACUCGAAGAGGCGGCUGCGACACCAUACGCAGAUGUCGAUGGAGACGACGACGAACCUGCGAUCGCCGCGCCGAGCAGGCAGGCGGCGCCUACGGAAGGAUACUCCGACCUCUAUCUCGAUACCAUAGACCGCAAGGUGUUGGACUUUGACUUCGAGAAGCUCUGCUCCGUGACCCUCUCAAACAUCAACGUCUACGCCUGUCUGGUGUGCGGGAAAUAUUACCAAGGCCGCGGGCCCAAAUCGCAGGCCUACUUCCACGCGCUCGAAGAAAACCACCACGUCUACGUAAAUAUGGAAACUAAGAAAGUCUACGUCCUCCCCGAGGGCUAUGAAGUCAAAUCCGCCUCCCUGGACGACAUCAAAUUCGUCGUAGACCCGCGUCUCUCCAAAGACGAAGUCAUGAAGCUUGACCGAGAACAAAGAACAUGCUGGGACCUCCUCGGACGAAAAUACAUCCCCGGCUUCGUCGGCAUGAACAACAUCAAAGCCAACGACUACUUCAACGUCGUCUGCCAUGCCCUCGCGCACGUCCCGCCUCUGCGCAACUUCUUCAUGCUGGAAGACCUCUCCACCCGCCCGCAACUCGCCCAACGCUUCUCCAUCCUCGUGCGCAAGAUCUGGAACCCGCGCGCAUUCAAAUCCCACGUCUCGCCUCACGAGCUCCUCCAAGAGAUCGCACUCCUCUCCUCAAAACGCUUCACCCUGACCACGCAAUCUGACCCCGUAGACUUCCUCUCCUGGUUCCUCAACCACCUGCACCUAUCCCUCGGCGGCUCGCGAACCAAACCCGGGAGCAGCAUAAUCCAGCGCGUCUUCCAAGGCGCCCUAAAAAUCGAAUCCCAGCUCAUCACCGCGCGCGCCGACGCGGGCGACCGGCUGCGCUUCGAAGACGCCGCCGUCCAAACCGAAAUCAGCCGGUACCUGAUCCUCACCCUCGACCUACCCCCCCGGCCCGUCUUCAAGGACGAGGCAGACCAGAACAUCAUCCCGCAGGUGCCUUUGCGCGAAAUACUCGAGAAAUACGACGGCGUGAAAGCGCAGGAGCGGCUGAACAAGCGCCAGCGCUACCGCCUCCUGCACCCGCUCCCGCCCUACCUCCUCUUCCACAUCAAGCGCUUCAGCAAGAACAAGUUCGUCUCCGAGCGCAACCCCACGAUCGUGACCUUCAACACCCAGGGGCUGGACAUGGCGCCCUUCGUGGAGCCGAAUCCCAGCUUGCAUGCGACGGGGGAGCCCAUCAUCUAUGACCUGGUGGCGAAUAUCACGCAUGAGGCCGUGCGGAGCAGGGACGAUAGCGUCGAGGGCGAGGCGGAGAGGAAGGUUUGGAGGGUCCAGCUUAGGGAUAAAGCGAGGGAUGAGUGGGUCGAGGUGCAGGAUCUUUUCGUGGAAAAGAUUCUUGCGGAGACGCUCUAUACGAAGGAGAGUUAUGUGCAGGUUUGGGAGAGGCGGAGGGGGCCUGCGAAAAGCAAGGGGAAGGGUAAGGGGAAGGUAUAA